Messenger RNA from Closterium sp. Naga37s-1, 666 nucleotides. NCBI's taxonomy places the organism in Eukaryota, Viridiplantae, Streptophyta, Zygnematophyceae, Desmidiales, Closteriaceae. The record is from the annotation of a GenBank genome assembly.
AUGCUGUUGAGUCUAAGGAGAUUGACUCUGAAGCUGGAGGGCAUAGGACAAGGGGCGUCCAGAAUCAACAGGAGCAGCAGCAGCAGCAGCUCACAGCAUCUGAAAAAUCUGGAGAAUGUGGAGCAUCUGGAUCUAACCAUUGGACAGGCUGUUGAGGAGUUCCCGUUCCCUCGGUUUCCGUUCCCGCAGCUUCGCCUAAGGCAACUGCAAAUAGACUACAGCAAGGGAUUGAGAGAGCUGCCAGAGACCAUCACGCUGCUGCAGCACCUCACGUCACUGGACGUGGAAUACGCAUCGCAGCUCGCCUCCCUCCCGGAUGGCAUUGGUGCCUUAUCCAGGCUGAGGAGCCUUCGCCUGUCCCACUGCUCAGCACUGCAGCACCUCCCCACGUCCCUCACGCGUCUCACGAGUCUCCACGAGCUGAAUGCUGAGGGCACAGGCAUCAGCGCCCCCCCUCCCAACUUUGCGCAGCUGAGCAGGCUGAGGGGGCUCUGCUUGGGAGAGUGCAAGCAGCUGCAGGUGCUGCCAGCGGACUUGACUGACCUCAAGAUGCUGCGCUUCCUGGGGGUGAAAGGGAGUGAGCUCGCGAUUGACAGCGUCGGGGAAGAGCAGGAGCGUGGCUUCCAGGGAAUGUAUGACUUGAGAACAGACGUUGCUGGGGAGUAG